Molecule: messenger RNA, 1200 nt
Organism: Caenorhabditis briggsae
Lineage: Eukaryota; Metazoa; Nematoda; Chromadorea; Rhabditida; Rhabditidae
Gene: Cbr-nxf-2
Product: Protein CBR-NXF-2
Exons: 7
Coding region: 1-1200 (399 amino acids)
Biological process (GO): poly(A)+ mRNA export from nucleus
Cellular component (GO): nucleus
Molecular function (GO): RNA binding; protein binding
Source: RefSeq, a predicted model, not a curated record
AUGAGAAGCCAGUAUCGGCGAACUGUAAAUCGUAAAAAUGAGGAAGCAUUCUCCGACUCACCACCAUCGCGACAUCCACCUGCGCCAAGUCUGAAACCAGUGGAAAUCGAUGUUAUUCGGAAUGUAAUUGAUAGUCGACACAACACCGAGAAGCAGUUAUUGGAUCUCUCAAACUUCUCGAAAAACGUCGAAUUCUUUGAAAACGAUAUGUUGAUGUGUUUGACGAAACCGCGAGUGAUGACGACGGUUCUUCAAUGGAUUGGAGCGAAAUAUCCGAAAAUUUCUGGAAUCUCGUUUUCGAACAAUCGCUUGUGCCAUUUGGAACAUCUUUCGGCACUCGGAAAAACUACCAAAUCGCUCAAGUUUCUCGAUUUGAGUCAUAACCAGAUUUCUACUGAAGAUGAACUCGAAAAGCUUGGAAAGGUGUCAGUGGAGAGAUUGGUUUUUGAAGGGAACCCAGUUUGCGAGCGUUUCACUCAAAUGUCGCAGUAUGUCAAUUUUAUUCAGAAGGCGUUCCCGAAGUGUUCUAAUUUGGAUGGAAUUGAUGUUAAACCGAAGGAACAACGCUUCGACUUGGACAAGUUUUUGCCGUUUAGAAACGGAUACUAUGGCAAUGAAGAGAUACGCAAUCUUGUCGAAGAGUUCAUCAUUGCAUACUACGAAAUCUACGAUGGUGCCGAUGGACAACAAACCAGAAAGACGCUUCUGAACGCGUACGAUGCCACAAAUUCGACAUUCACAAUUACAAUCACCUGCCUUUGGGAUCCGUACAAGUACACGAUGUAUCCAGACAGUGAAUGCUAUCGUAUGUACUUGCGAAACUCGCACAAUGUUCUCAACCAGGAGUUCUUCGCUGCGAACCGCGCGUCACGAAUAUCUCACGGCGCCAUGGACAUCGUUGUGGCACUCUCAAGACUACCAGCCACUGUUCAUCUGAUGGACACUUUUGUUGUCGACGUCUUUCUCGUCUCAGCAGAACUUCUCGGAUUCACUCUUCAUGGAACGUUCCGUGAUGGAAACAUGGUCGCUGAAGACAUCAACUCAGCGGAAAACUAUUUCACGAGAACAUUCAUCGUAGCACCGAAAGGAGAAGGAAAAGUGGCUGUCAUUUCAGACCAAUUGUUCAUCAGUUCAAUGUCGAAGAGGCGCAAUGAUAAGUAUCGCAUGCUCGUCGAGAACGCUACAGAUUUCGAUGUCUAA